This is a messenger RNA of Uloborus diversus, 2067 nucleotides long. Its product is annotated as serine/threonine-protein kinase STK11-like. Gene Ontology annotation, cellular component: nucleus; cytoplasm. The record is from RefSeq and is a predicted model, not a curated record. Gene Ontology annotation, biological process: establishment of cell polarity; regulation of Wnt signaling pathway; positive regulation of vesicle transport along microtubule. The transcript has 9 exons. Gene Ontology annotation, molecular function: protein serine/threonine kinase activity; ATP binding; protein kinase activator activity. NCBI's taxonomy places the organism in Eukaryota, Metazoa, Arthropoda, Arachnida, Araneae, Uloboridae. Bases 110 to 1366 code for a protein of 418 amino acids.
UUAGUUCUCUUCGGCUUAUAUUCAUAGAAUUUUAAAUAUGGUGUGCGUACUUAUUCAUGCCAUAAACUGUGAUAUUCCAGAUGUUAAUUGCUAAUUUUUUUCAUGCCGAAUGGAAAGGGAAGAAGCAAUUGAAGGCACAUCAUUUUUUCAAUUGGGUGAUGACACACGACCACUAGAUAAUUGGUUGACUGAACCCGAAGAUGAUGGCCCUCUUGUUUUUCACCGCGUUAAUUCUAAAGAAAUUAUUUAUCAAACACGUAAAAAGAAAGCGAAAGUUAUUGGGAAAUAUGUUAUGGGUGAUGUAUUAGGGGAGGGGUCUUAUGGGAAAGUAAAAGAAUUGUUAGACUCUGAAACUUUAUGUAGGAGAGCUGUAAAAAUAUUAAAGAAGAAAAAACUAAGAAAGAUUCCUAAUGGAGAACAAAAUGUACAAAUGGAGAUUUUGCUUUUAAAAAGACUAAACCACAGAAAUGUUAUCAAAUUAGUGGAUGUUUUAUAUAAUGAGGAGAAGCAAAAAAUGUAUAUGGUAUUGGAAUAUUGUGUAUCAGUACUUCAACAAAUGCUUGAAAGUUUACCAGAAAAGAAAUUUCCUAUUGGACAAGCUCAUGGGUAUUUCUGUCAAUUGUUAGAUGGUUUAGAAUACUUACAUAGUCAAGGGAUAAUUCAUAAGGACAUAAAACCUGGAAACCUGCUAUUAACUACUUGCAAAACAUUAAAAAUAUCAGAUUUGGGGGUUGCUGAGGCUCUAGAUAGAUUUGCCGAAGAUGAUAUUUGUUACACAAGUCAAGGAUCGCCUGCUUUUCAACCUCCUGAAAUUGCCAUUGGUUUAGAGAGCUUUUCUGGAUUUAAAGUUGAUAUUUGGUCUUCUGGCAUUACACUAUACAAUUUUACGACUGGAAAAUAUCCAUUUGAGGGUGAUAAUAUUUAUAAAUUAUUUGAGAAUAUUGGAAGAGGAGAAUUUGAAAUUCCAGAAGAUUUAGAUCCAUCUUUGCAAGAUUUACUUUUAGGUAUGCUUAAAAAGGAUCCCAAAGAAAGAUAUACCUUACAGAUGAUAAGAGAGCAUGACUGGGUCAAAAAGAAAUAUUCUGAUUCUGAUCAACAACCUUGUACUAUUUCUUACAAUGACGGAAAUGAAUUUCGCAGUAUGUCGGUACUUCCAUAUCUUCAAGACUUACAUUAUUCACAAAGGGAAGAUGACGAUAGCGAUUCUCAAGAGUUUAUUACUGAACAUGACCUUCAAGCUAUGAGAAGACAAGGUGUUGUACAUCACCGAAAUUCUGUUCAACAAACGGGUAGUAAAGUUCGAAAACAAUUCAAAUCGUUGGGAUCUUUAGCUUCAAAUCGUUUAACAUUCUGCAAACAGUCCUGACACAUAAUGCAAAUGCUUGCAAAUUGCUGGUUCAGAAAUAUUUUUUCCUGUUUAAGCUGCACAGCAGAUGGUAAUGAAUAAAUCAAAGAUUGUAUGUGCCCAGGUCAAAUGUCAGAAUAAUCAGUUGGCUAAGUCUCUUCAGUUUUACCAGUUUCACCGUUCAACAAGUGAGGGGAAUAUAACAACAACCAGAUAUGGAUUGUCAAGGUUGGUUGUUAAAAAUAAGGUAACCAUUGUCGUAAAAAGCAUUGAAAAAUUAAACUGUUCUAAAUAUGUUCUUCUGCACAGCUUGCCAAUGAGAAGAAAGAAAAAUAUUUCCUACUUUUUUUAUUUCUUUAUUUUGUGGAGUGUUUUGUCAGAUAUGAGAAAUCGUAAGGGAAUAUUACAUUAAGAUAUUUUUACUAAGAGAUAAUCAAAAGAUUAUGUUGUUGCGUCAGAUCAACUGUUAGACAUCUAAUCAAAGAAACAACAGUAAGAUAGCCUACUGUUGUUCUGAGGCGACAAUAUUGUAACUAUUAAAUCUGCAUUAUUUAUAACUUUUGUAUUUUUAAUGACAUAAAUAAAAAGUUUUAUCCAUAAUUUUUUCACUUUUUUUAAUUUAUUUGUUAAUUUUUUCAACUAAGGAACUACUAGCAACAUCCCAAAGUCAUUUAGGUUUAUAUAAACUUUCUAUGCUGUACUUGACCCAAAUUCUUAUGAUA